AUGGCCAAAAACAACUAUGCCUCCAUUAUAGACAAUAACGACACAUCUGCCUCCUCCAUCUCCUCUAUUCCUGCAUUGUCUGUCUUUUCAGACAUUGGCGCUUCGUUAGAUGAGCAAAGGCCACUCCUCACCAAUUCAACUGUCGAUUCCUCCGUUUGCUCCAAUGUGGAAGUCUGCUUUGAGGAGCCCAGUGCUACGAUAGCAAGCGCUGCCAUCAAUUUGUCCAACACGAUUCUUGGUACAGGCAUGCUGGCCAUGCCUGCUGCUCUGGCUUGCGUUGGCCUCAUUCCAGGCAUGCUACUCAUCCUGUAUGCUGGCGCUACGUCAGGCCUUGGUCUUUACUUUCUAGCAAGGUGUGCAGGAAAAGUAGGGGGCAGACAUGCGUCGUUUUCUUCCCUAUCGAAAUUAACGUGGCCUAAAUUAGGGAUAUUUUUUGACAUGGCCAUUGCAAUCAAAUGCUUUGGAGUGGCCAUUAGUUAUUUAAUUAUUCUAGGUGAUUUAAUGCCUCAGGUUAUUCGCUCAUUUUUCCAUCAUGCAGAGGAGAGUGAAUUGCUCAUGGAUAGACGCUUUUGGAUUACAUUAUUUAUCCUUACGGCUGUGGGGCCACUCAGUUAUCUUCGAAAACUGGACUCGCUCAAGUACACCAGUCUGAUUGCGCUGUUCGCUGUGGCUUACUUGGUCAUCAUCGUGCUGUAUCACUACAUUUCUCCCAACUUUCCGCCUCCACCCCCUGAAGCGAUCGAGUACUUUCAUUUCUCGACAAAGAUCUUUAGUCAAUUACCUGUGUUUAUAUUUGCGUUUACUUGCCAUCAGAAUAUCUUUUCUGUGCAUAACGAGCUGCAAGACAAUAGUGAGAGAUCCAUCAUCAAGGUCAUCUUUUCUUCCAUUGGCUCUGCUGCCUUUAUCUAUGAAGUGGUUGCUGUGCUCGGCUAUCUUAGCUUUGGAAAAGAUGUGCUGGGCAACAUCAUCUUGAUGUAUCCCCAAUCUUACUUCGUCGCCUACGGAAGAUUGGCCAUUGUGAUUCUCGUCAUUUUCAGCUAUCCACUUCAAGCACAUCCCUGCAGAGCUUCCAUUGACAAGAUUAUCGAAUCUUUCCACCACCAGAAGCAAUUGCCUCAGCAACAAGAUGUCGUUAUUGUGAAUCACACCAAGCGACAUCUCAUUGUCACCACAUGCAUCGUUGUUGCGACUUACUUGGUUGCAAUCACUAUAUCUCAGCUGGAUCUCGUAUUGUCAUUUGUGGGAUCCACUGGAUCAACGACCAUCUCAUUCAUUCUUCCCGGCUUCUUCUACCUCAAGCUAUUCAAGGAAGAUGGCUGGCAUUGGAAGCGCUGUGUUGCUUUAUUCUUGGUUGUUUAUGGAUUCAUGGUCAUGUCUAUUUGUUUGACAUUCAACAUCAAGCGGCUAUUAUAA
Mucor velutinosus is the source of this 1413-nucleotide messenger RNA. RefSeq lists its product as uncharacterized. Gene Ontology annotation, biological process: amino acid transmembrane transport. The record is from RefSeq and is a predicted model, not a curated record. Gene Ontology annotation, cellular component: fungal-type vacuole membrane. Gene Ontology annotation, molecular function: L-amino acid transmembrane transporter activity. Bases 1 to 1413 code for a protein of 470 amino acids. The transcript is spliced from 5 exons. Lineage: Eukaryota; Fungi; Mucoromycota; Mucoromycetes; Mucorales; Mucoraceae.